Carassius auratus (goldfish) is the source of this 2718-nucleotide messenger RNA. Its product is annotated as 3-methyl-2-oxobutanoate dehydrogenase [lipoamide] kinase, mitochondrial-like. The record is from RefSeq and is a predicted model, not a curated record. Gene Ontology annotation, biological process: regulation of glucose metabolic process; protein phosphorylation. NCBI's taxonomy places the organism in Eukaryota, Metazoa, Chordata, Actinopteri, Cypriniformes, Cyprinidae. Gene Ontology annotation, molecular function: pyruvate dehydrogenase (acetyl-transferring) kinase activity. The transcript is spliced from 11 exons. Bases 162 to 1439 code for a protein of 425 amino acids. Gene Ontology annotation, cellular component: mitochondrion.
AAACGGCUAAACACCAGAAGAAACGAGUGUCAGUGCAUUCAUAUCUAGCGAUGCGGUGGUAUCUUUGUACACGAAUGAACUCGCUCUGUUGGGUGGUGAGGUAGACGGAUCUUUAAUUUAAAGACAAGGGAUUUAGAUUUUUUGCGUUAUCAAAGUGUAAAAUGAGCGGCCGCGCGAUAGUCCGGGCCGUGGAGCUGCUGGGCAGCGGAGCCUCGAGGCUCUUUCUCUCCACAUCAGCAGCUCCGCACUCGACCGGAGUAACAUUAACGUUACAUGGCAUCAACAAAAGGUUUCGGUCAACAUCGUCCAUGUCCAGUUACACUGAGCUGGCUCGGGAGCGGUCAAAAACCGUUACGUCCUUUUACAACCAGCCUGCCAUCGACUCAUCUGCCGAGAAGCCUUCUGUCAGACUGACGCCAGCUACUAUGCUGUAUGUAGGGAAGUCUCCUGAUGGACAACACAUCCUGAGCAGUGCCAGGUAUCUACACAAAGAGCUGCCUGUACGGAUCGCCCAUCGCAUUAAGGGUUUUCGCAGCCUGCCCUUCAUUAUCGGCUGCAACCCAACCAUUCUCCAAGUGCACGAACUUUAUAUCAGGGCCUACAACAUGCUGAGCGACUUCCCGGCUAUCACAGACCAGGAGACUGAGGCACGCUAUAGCAAACUUGUAAAACAGCUUCUUGACGAUCACAAAGAUGUUGUCACCAUGUUAGCCGAAGGAUUCAGGGAAUGUCGUAAACACAUAAUGGAUGAGACUCUGGUUCGUAAUUUCUUGGACACAACGUUGACGUCUCGUCUGGGAAUCCGCAUGCUGGCCACACACCACAUUGCCCUUCAUGAGGAUAAUCCUGACUUUGUAGGCAUUAUCUGUCGCCGCCUGUCCCCUAAAAAGAUCAUCGAGAAGUGGGUUGAUUUUGCUCGACGGCUCUGUGAGCAUCAGUAUGGGAAUUCUCCACGGGUUCGCAUUAAUGGCCAUGUGGCGGCCCGCUUUCCCUUCAUCCCACUGCCUCUGGACUACAUCCUGCCUGAGCUACUGAAGAACGCGAUGAGGGCCACCAUGGAGAGUCACUUGGACACUCCUUACAAUGUGCCUGAUGUUGUGGUCACAAUCGCCAACAAUGACACCGACUUCGUCAUAAGGAUCUCAGACCGUGGUGGUGGCAUUCCUCACAGCAUUCUGGACCGGGUGAUGGAUUACCACUUCAGCACUGCUGAACAGAGCACACAGGAUCCCCGCAUGAGCAACCUUUUCGACAACAUGACCAACAGCGGCCCCCAGUCUGGACCCAUGCAUGGGUUUGGCUUUGGUCUGCCUACGUCCCGAGCGUAUGCUGAAUACUUGGGAGGCUCCUUGGCCAUCCAGUCGAUGCAGGGCAUCGGCACCGAUGUCUACCUGCGUGUUCGGCACAUUGAUGGCAAAGGAGAGAGCUUCAGAGUUUGAUGUCGUGGUCUAUCCCUAGAGUUUGUGGUCAGUCACCAUGUUGAAGAUUUUAAAGGCUGAAGAGGAACCAAAGCCAGGAUGUUAAACAUUCGUCCUUUCACUCGUAUUACCCGUCACUGCAUCAGUAUCACUGCGUGUUCUGCAGAUUAUGGGUGUCAUGCUUGGGAUUCACAAUGCGUUGUGUUUAUAUAGUGCACUGUGAUUUCUAUUCAACUUUCAGUGUGUUACUGUCCAUCGUCACCAGUGGGGCGAGUCCUUACACUCCAGAUGCUUUCAGAAGAUGCUCUCUAGACAGUCAUAUCCUGCUGUUUUUUUCCUGCUGAACUCUUUGGAGCUGCAUUGUUCACUUCCUGUGAACUCUGAAUAGAGUUUGACUUAAGAAAAAGACUCGGUCAGAAAAAAUGUUCAGUCUUGCUUCACACCUGUCUUGAGUUUUUCACAUUAACUAUAUGAGCUUAAGAGUUUGUUGUAGAUUUCAUGCUUGAGUUGCUACAAAAGGCUCUUUGGGUUAUAGCACAGCGUAAAAUAUAAAUGAUAGUUUUGUUUUCUCUCCAGCAAACCGUGUUAAAAGAAAUGUUCAUAUUUGAAUGGAUGUUUUUACACUCUGCCCACUUGCACAUUUGGUCUCUUGAUCGAGUUUGUUCGAUUUUUUUUUUUGUUUGUUUAUGCCAACAUGUUUGAGACUGAGAGAGACCAUGAGGUUUGUUUACCUGAAUUUGGAAAUUUUCCCCAAAUGACAAAAGUUCUAUCGAAAUACUGAUUGAACUGCUGGAGGAUGUCACAAUACAUAGUACAAGUAAUCUGUAACAUUUUGUCUUGUAAUGUGCCUUGUGGUUUCUCUUUUGUCCUUUCGAAAUGAUGACUUCCAAGAAAAGGCGCCUCCUUGUUUUCUGAUCAUCACCUGUUCUCAAGAGCUGUAGAUUUGUUGCCCUCUGCUGGUGGAAGCUGAGUAUCGACUUCAAACAAAAUGGACAUACUGAUGAGUUCGUGUAAUGAAUGAUGAUGUACAGUAGGUUUUGAAUCAUUUAGAAUGAGUUACACGCACAUAUUAACAUUUUCCUUUGUUUAUAUAAAAGGCCAAAUUGUGGCAUGAUGCACCUAAAAGGAUGAGAUCGUUUUAUGUUUUUUUUUUUUUUUUGAUGUUGAGUUUGCAUUGCAAAGAUGCCAAAUACACAGCUUUUUUGGGCAUUAUAAAAUUUUGGAUGAGUAAAUUUAUGCUUUUCUCUUGAUUUCCUUCCUCUCUCUGUUGGUUUUAAUAAAAUAUGCUGUUCAUAUUGUG